This is a messenger RNA of Trichobilharzia regenti, 3869 nucleotides long. NCBI's taxonomy places the organism in Eukaryota, Metazoa, Platyhelminthes, Trematoda, Strigeidida, Schistosomatidae. The record is from the annotation of a GenBank genome assembly.
CUGCUCUCCUCGUUGAUUGGUUGGCGUCUAUUUAAAUUGCACAACAAAGUCAUGGAUUCUCCCGAAAACAGGGACUCAAAUGGAACAACUGCCGACAGCUGCGGUAACUUUCCCGCACAAAUUGUUGACUCAAUUCUAAAUGGUGACAUCUCUGAUACCGCGGAGGAUAUAACAACGGAAACGAUUUCUAAGGGAAGGUUGAAACAUGAGAUGCGAAUGUUGCAAACGCGUUUCAUGAACAGUGCAACAGCUCUUGAGAAUAGCAAAAAUCUGUCCAAAGCACGGGAGGAAGAGCUUUUGGAUCAGAUUAAUACACUGACAAUUAGAUUAAAUUUAGCCACAGCUCGUUAUGAUGCACUGGUUGAGACCACAACAGAAUCCGCCGAAUUAAAAGCGGAUUUGGUCCAAGCUAUAACCUGUAAACGAAGAUUGUUGAGUGAAAAUGAAGAACUUCAUAGUCAAUUGAAUUUAAUCCGUGAAAUUCUUAUCACUAAAUUACCGAAGAAAGUUGAUGCUACUAUUAAUAUGGAUAUCAGUAAUUACUCAACAUUAACUUCAACUGAAUUCGAUGUAUUGAAUAAAAGAUCUGUAAAUAAUUUGUCAACUUUAGAGUUAGUCAAGUUUUGGGUACAUACAGUAUUCACUAUUAUUUCACAGAAUAUUAAUCACCAUGGUAUUAUUACUGACAGAAAAUUUAAUUCAGAAGAAAAUCGUAAACACGUUCAAUUUGUUGAUUUAUCGUCUGGAUCACUAUCAAAUUCAGUAUCAGUAGAUGCUCAGCGAACACAAGUUAAGUGUUCUACGGAACAUAAUUUGAAGAAUGUGAAUAAUAAUUGCCUCGAAAAUGAUGGAGAUAAUUAUCACAAUAAUGAUAGUGCUGUUCCGUCUUCCGUUGAAAUUAUCGCAUUGGAACAGCAAAUUCAUUUAAUGAAAUUGGAUAAAGAAUUUUAUUUAAAACAGUUGUUUAAUCUUCGUACAAAGUUGCAAACAGCUGAAGAAACAAUCACCUCACAAGAAAAGUUAAUAGCUGAUUUGGAAAGCAAUUCAAGGCAAAUAAUGAAAGAGAAAACGAAGAUAAAUCAGACACAUCUACCUGAAGAUUUAAACUCUUGUAUGAAAACAGAUGAAGUGACUAAAUUGAUUCGAACAGAGUUUGAAAAACUUAAGUCGAUUGAUCAAGAAUUACACAAUAAAGAAAUUAGUUUACUUCGAGAGCAAAAAUUAAAUGCCAUAUGUGAAUGUGCCAAAUUAAAAACACAGUUAGAACAAAAAGAAUGUACAUUGAAACAGUUAAGAGAAAAAGUUGAAGAAAUGCAAGUUUUAAAUAUGGAACAAGAUAAUCAGUUACGUGGAAAAAUGAGAUCAGUGUUGAUGAAUUUAGAAUUAGAACAAGCUGCUAGGAAAGAUGCAUCCUUAGAGAUUGAAAAGCUUAAUGUUCAGCUGGAUGUCAGUAAAAAAUCUUACUAUGAACUUGAAGCAAGAUUCAAUCAAGAAAGAGCUGUUUGGAGAAUCAAGGAGGAUAAUUAUGAAAAGAAAUUACAGUUGAACGAAACAGCUGAAAGAGAAAUAAAUGAGUUAUUGGUAAAUUUAAAAUGUGAUAUGAGUAAAUCAAAUACAUCAUCGUCAAUGGACUACAAUUUACAUCCCAAACCACGUAUUUCUGUUUUGCUGGAGAAAAUAAAAAGUCUCAUAAUGGCAAACGAUAAUCUUCAAAGUGGACUGGAAAACAAGUCUCAAGAGAUGGAGGGAUUUAAUAAAGCCAUCAAAAAAGAAAUGUUUAGUUGUGAACAGACAAGUUAUUCACACCAAACAUUUGCACAAAAAGAUAAUCAAAUUCAUUCACUACAUAAACAAUUAAUUGAAGUUGAAAAAGAAGCUCAAUUGUACAAACAAGAAAGAGACAGAUUAGAAAAUGAACGUAAUGUACUUUGUGAAGAUUUAGAGCGUAUUUUAACAAGGAGACAGAGUUUGGCCAGAUUGCGUGAAUAUGUUUUAUCUUUACUACAACAAGUACAGGCUAAUCAAAGCUUCACUGUUACAAGACAAUUGCAAAACCAGAAUUGUAUUUCAGUGGAUAAAGAUAUAAAGUGUGGUAAUUUUCCAGGGAAAUCAGAUUUUCAUAAUCAAACGUCAAGUGAUUAUCUGCGUGAUAUGAAUCGAGUUUCUAAUAUUCAUCAACAAGUUUAUGAUAUUCUACGUUCACAGUAAACUCAUAACUAACUGAUUUUUCCAAGGUGCCCAGAAGUAUUCUCCUUAUUGUGAAGAUAAAUUAUUCAAUUGUACAGGUGAUUAUUAUUAUUUAGUCAUCCUUUGGUUUUAAAAUUUGUUUGUUUUUAAUUGUGCCAAAAUGUUCAAUAAAUCUAUAAUUGCGGGAAAUUCAUAUAUCAGGUUAACAGGAUAACAGUACUGUGAUUUAAAACCUUUAUUACUUACUAUUCCUGUUUUGUUUUUUGAAAGUAACACUUCUUUUUAAUACCUGACUUUAAAAAAAUUUAAUUUAUGAAAAUGAUUUAAUUUUAUUGAUAAGUUUUAACCAAAGUCUUUUUUUGUAUACUUACUGUUUAUUAAAAUCAGGCUGUAAGAUAAUAUUAUAUUUCAUUGUAUCACCUGAUGUGUAAAUAAGUUUCACUGCAAAUCAUUAGUGACCUGUUAUUUCAGCAGGUUAAAAUACAGGAGAACAUUCUUAAAAUGCUUACAUGCUUCGAUUUAUAAACACUUUCUUUGAUAUGUUUUCACAAAUCUGCAUGCAAACUCUCCGUGGUCGACAGUUUUGUUCAUCUUACUGUUCUGGGAUUAGUUUAAUUUCUAUCAUGUUAUCGAUUUCUCUGUUUUCACUCGCGAAAUUCUCCGUCUCCCUUUCAAUAGUUGCUACCUAUAUUGUUUACAGGUUUCCAUUAUGACGGUUUUCUUGGUAACUCCAGAUUAAAACAACUCUGGAGGCAGGUUAUGGCUCACCUCAACAGAAUGUCAUUCGUACCUCAGAGCAAAGAAUUCACGUACGCAGGCACCAAUUCCAGCACAAUCAUUCAUAUUCAAAAAAUGCCUCACAUAAGCUAAUACUGCACUUGAAGCAAAAUGAAGUCAAUGUGUAUUCUGGGUGAAUUGUGCACAACACAGGUUUAUUGUUCAGCAUGGCAUUUUGUAGCAGAUGACUACUUUCAUUUUCAGCCAAGUCCAGUACUUCACGGUUAUAGAAAACCUUCAGAACCGUGUGAAUAUUAUGACACAGUCCACACAAAGUGUUCGUACAGUGCAUGCAUUAAUAUAGAGUUUUAUUGCGGUCUGUGUAUCAUCGCUAUCGCAUCGUGUAUGAGUAAUGGACACAUCGUAAGCUUCGAGUGUUUUCAUACUACCGGACACUGUGUUGUACAGUGAAUAUUUGAUAUAGCGUACAAAAUUAUCGCUUUUCUCAAAUUUCUACAAACACUCCCGCUCACAUAAGUCAAGACAACUCAAAAUAACAUGGUUUGUGGAGGCUUUCUUGCAAAAACCUAAAAGUAUUUAAAAUUCUUCGCAUCUACUAGACCAUUAGAAUUUUGUUAUGUUCAUCGCAAAAAAUAUUAUACAAAUCAACAGGUAAUUCACGUGAAAGUAUGCUGUUCUUCUCAAUUUAUCGUCCUUUACUUGGUGUAAUUCACAUGACUUCUCCAUCAUAUCUGGAAAACAAUAGGUGGCAGUAAAUUCAUCAUGAGUUCCAUGUUUAAAGAUCAUAUCGUAACUUUUAAUAUUUACUAUGCAACUUGAACCUUUCUUUGAUUAUUAAAAAAGCCUUGAAUGACAUUCAGUAACUUGCUAGUCUCGAAAAUAAAUAGACAUUGUGAAUAUUGCUUUAUGUGUUAUUGUAUUAAUUUAUUUCAACAAGAUAUCGC